Messenger RNA from Ostrea edulis (European flat oyster), 4410 nucleotides. Its product is annotated as glutamate receptor 2-like. Gene Ontology annotation, biological process: synaptic transmission, glutamatergic; monoatomic ion transport; modulation of chemical synaptic transmission. The record is from RefSeq and is a predicted model, not a curated record. Gene Ontology annotation, molecular function: transmitter-gated monoatomic ion channel activity involved in regulation of postsynaptic membrane potential; glutamate-gated receptor activity. Gene Ontology annotation, cellular component: postsynaptic membrane; plasma membrane. Lineage: Eukaryota; Metazoa; Mollusca; Bivalvia; Ostreida; Ostreidae. The transcript has 17 exons. Bases 426 to 3239 code for a protein of 937 amino acids.
UCCUGAUAUGGAUGAAAGUGUAAUAAAAGCUCACAACAAAAUGUUUCCACGUACACAGGCGUAAAAUCAAUUAGGUCCAUCACUGUACAAGAUGAAGAACCCAGCUUGUGAAUAUGGACGCGGACAUGAUUAUUUGCUGUUUUCGGUAUCAGAAACAUAAAGUUGACUAUCAUUGGUUAAUGGUCCCCUCUUCUCUCAAUUAAUCCAUGUAAACUUUCAACGGAUUGGUGGAAAUUGACAUCUACACUAUACUCGGGGAAAUAUGUAUGAUUUUCAGAGAAUGAUUUGCAAUUGUGAUAACUCAAAGAGUGAAUUUACAACUUAUAAAGAAGUGAUUUUUAUAAGUGAAGUGGUGGAAUGCUGCUGACAUCAAAAGUUAUUCGAUAUGUUAGAAUUUGUAUCGUGUUUGGUGUGACAUUUCAGUCAUGAAUGCACGAUUUGUCUUGACCGGGUAUCUUUUAACGCUCUUCGCUUACUUCCUGGAAUCCAAAGUCCAAACCAAUGUCGUUAAAGUCGGAUUCAUAAUUCAUAAAGAGACAGAAGAUUCUAUGAAGUUAUGGAAUGCCAUACGAUACAAGCUGAAGAAAAUGGAGAAUUCGGUUGGCAGGACAUGGGUCCAGAUAGAGGCACUAGAAGAGUACCAACAAGAUCUUCUUUUUGACACGGAGGAUAUCGUUCAACUUCACAGGGAGGUGUGUAAAAAGGUUGGACAAGGAGCAAAAACAAUUGUGUUUGUCGGAACAGCCAAGUCCACUGUCGCCAUGCACUCUAUAGCAGACAAGGUGUCUAUUCCGGUUAUAAUGCCACUGUCCACGAAACAUUCAAAAACUCAGAGCGAGUUCAUCGUCUCCUUAAAACCGUCCCUAAACAGACCCAUCAUCGAUGUAAUCGAGAAAAAUGGCUGGAACAGAGUCUUUUAUCUUUUCGACUCCAAUGAAGGACUUUUACGAUUGCAAUCCUUUUAUCGAGAACUUGCUGAGAGGCAGUCUGCAAAUGACGUCAUCAUUCGAUCCCGGCGGAUAACUAAUAUAUCUGAUAGUUAUGAGCUGUUGCGUUCAAUAGACAGAGAUGAAUUAAACUGUUCCAGUCUGUAUAUGUGUCCGUGUUCCCGCCCAAUCAUAUUAGACCUAUCCAGCGUCGCUGCUUUCAACGAAACACGUAAACAGAUUAUUGAUGUCGGUAUGAAUAGAGAACAAUAUCACUACAUAUUGGCAAACCUUGGAGCAGAUGAGUUAGAUUUGUCAUCCUUUAAAUAUGGCGGCAUGAACGUCACGGGGUUUUCCAUUAUGGAUCCAACUUACGAAGAAAAUAUUCAACAAAGUGACUGUUACUCGUAUGAAGGACUUUGUCCAAUUAACCAUAAACAUUCUCUUGUUAUGGAUACAUUGGAGUUCUUAAGCCACGCAGUAAACCGCCAGGAAUUUAUUCAGAGUCUUUAUCAAACUUUGCGAACCAGCAAUAGCUGUGCAGUUUCUGAUCAACAACAAAUAUUUGGAAGAGGUUUCUUGAAUAUAAUCAAAAGUACGAAAGUAAAGAGUCUGACCAAUACGGGAACAGGUACCCUGGCACUGGAUGGUCACGGGAAUAGGAAGGAUUACAUGCUAGAAGUCAAAUUCUUCACCUUUAACUCGUCCAAAUUGGAUAAGGUGGGAAUUUGGCAGGAAACGGGACUUACAACAAAGCUGAACUACUGUAAUCCUUCCACGCAGCCUUCACUGAAACACAACAAAACAUGGAUCAUAACAACAAUUGUGGGCGAACCCUUUGUACAAGAAUUAAAGCAGAAAGAGGGCAACCUGGUUUCACAGCAGGGCGUGGCAAUGAUCAAUGGAAAGCUGUACGAAGGUUUUUGUAUAGAGGUAGCAGAGAAAAUAAAGGAAAGAUAUGAACGACUGGAAGGAAAAGGUCCAGGGUCAUUUAACUAUAAAUUUAAACUGGUGGAUGAUAAUAACUUUGGCAAACCGUACAAAGACAAUGGAACAUGGAAUGGAAUGAUCGGCGAGUUGUUGCAUGGGAAAGCUGAUUUGGCUUUAGCCUCUUUAACGAUCACCCGAGCCAGACAAAGAGUGGUAGACUUUACGAAGCCAUUCAUGAAAAUUGGCAUCAGCAUCAUGAUCAAGAAACCAGACAAGCAAAAACCAGGCGUGUUUUCUUUCAUGAAGCCUCUCGACUCGAUGGUGUGGGUGUGUGUUACCCUUGCGUUUACGGGCGUCAGUCUUGUACUUUUCUUUGUUGGUCGUUGGAGCCCGUAUGAAUGGCGCGCUGAAGCGUCAAGAAAGGAUAUUUCAGUGACAAACGCUUUCACUUUGUCUAAUACUUUGUGGUUCUCUUUGGGAGCACUGAUGCAGCAAGGUUCUGAUAUUUUCCCAAGAUCCAUUUCAGGUCGGAUUGUCGGGAGCGCUUGGUGGUUUUUCACUUUGAUACUAAUUUCCUCCUAUACUGCCAAUCUUGCCGCCUUUCUGACGAUAGAGAGGCUUGUUCCUCCUAUCAAGGGGGUUGAGGAUUUGGUAAAGAGUAAGGACGUGGAGUAUGGAACUUAUAUUGGAGGAUCAACGGAGGCGUUUUUUGAGAUGUCUCAGGUCCCCAUAUACAGACAAAUGUUUGAAUAUAUGAAGAAGAACAAAGAAAGUGUAAUGGUAAAGUCAGACAAAGAAGGAUACCAAAGAGUACGGAAAUCCAAAAACGAUUAUGCAUAUCUAGUGGAAUCGCCUAAAAAUGAUUACCAGAAUCAAAAGAAGCCCUGCAACACCAUGAAAGUGGGAGAAAAUUUAGAUCACAAAGGAUACGGAAUUGCCACGCCUCCUAGCUCAUCGCUCAGAAAGGAUCUGAAUCUUGUGGUUCUAAUGCUGAGAGAGGAUGGUGAACUUCACAAACUGCAAAGGAAAUGGUGGUUUGAUAAGGGGGAAUGUGGUGCCAUGGACUCAAAGGACACUUCUAAAAGUCCGCUGACACUUAGCAACGUCUCUGGAAUAUUUCAUAUUCUGAUUGGUGGACUCGUGCUCUCCAUGCUGGUAUCACUUGUGGAAUACACUGUGCAUCGGCUGCGCAAACAACAUCAAUUAAGAUUUCAAAAGCAACUGGAUGCACCCAGACCCGCCAUAAAGAUUGAAAAGAAAAAUCCUUUGGAGGUAUUGAAAGCAGCCGGCUACACUGGGAUAUGUGAUGAGGCUAAUGCUUACACAUUCAACCCCCCAGAACAGCUUACAACAUUUGAGAGCGGUAAAAAUACAGAUCUUUGAAGAGACCAGUGUGUUAUGAAUGAAAGCAUUACCAUUGUUCUAUAUUCGAUGACAUUUUUCAUAAUCCCUUUGACAUCCAUUGGAUAUUAUCAUAGUUUCAUAUGAGUUGUCAGUGUAGAUUUGCAUAUUUAGAUAUUUUAAAUAUUUAUAUAUUCAUUUGUAAACAUAUUAUGAAUAUGUAUGAAUAUAUUAGCAGUAUUGUUCUCAUCCAUUACCGUUAUUUUGUUAUGUGUGUUCAUUAUUCAUACCGUUCAAAUAGAAAACCACCCCAUCACCGUAGUUAAUGAAUCUAUGUUUUGGCCCUAUUACAUGCAGCAUGAUUGCUGAGAAGAAUAAUAGCAGCCCCCCCCCCCCCCCAUUUUACAAUAGGCGGGUAAUCUGACUGACGAUAAUAAAUCCAGAUUUUGGGAGGAAUUUGGAUCAAAGAAUGUUUUAGGGUAUGCUACUCAGCAUUAGAAUGUGAUUGCAGUCUGGAGGAGGAAUAAAACACCGGAUAAAUCUUGUAUGGAUGAAAGGUGGAGGAUAUAUGCAAUGACAUUUUGAAAUUUACCUUACUUAGUUUUAAAAUGCUGUUUUAGUUGAAUUUAAGCAGUUGACACGUUAACCUACUGAGCUAUACCCAAUUAGAUUUAAAAGGAAUAUACAAAUAUUGCUGAAAUUUAUAUUUCUAUGUCAGCCAAUGUAUUAUUUCUCCUUAGAUAAAGUACCCAUCUUUCAAAUGUUUUAUGUUCUUUUUAAAUUAAGAAGAAAGUCAAAAAUUCACAUGUAAACUUUGAUGCAUUUACAAUAUUUCUAUUUGCUUUCUAUUCAUAAACAAUAUGUUUAUGCCUCAGAGAUGAAGAAGAAUAUUGUGUAUUUUGGUCCGUCUUUUUGUCACUUCCUCCGUCUUUAGCUUUAAAAUGACAUGACCGGCGACUUUCAUUUCCUUUAACUUCCAUGAAGAUUUGUAAGUUCCAACACACAAUACACUUUUUAUGGCAUUAAUCAAUGAAUCAUAUAGUCAUGUCCUGACUAUCAAUCGGAAAACAAGCCUUAUUUGGCACCGAUCAAAGCUGUUUUAUGUCAACAAACAGGUGCACCAAUAUGAUACUAAUAUCUGGUCUAUGUAUACAUUCAUAAACCUUUGUCUUACAUAUAGUGUGGAACAUUAAAAAAUAUUUUUAUUGCUUUA